AUGGGUGGACCAACAAACGAACAAAGGAGACAUUCAUCACUCAGUGAUACACCACUUGAAAGCAAUGUGCUUCGCAAAGUAGCCAGUUUAACUCUUGAAAGGUCUACACUCGACCAGAAAGUCGCCCGCCCCAAGUUUGUACCGGAAAAACUUGAUUUUCAACUUUACGAAAAAUUUGAAGGUCAAAUGCUAGUGAAUUGGUUGCUAUCUACAUACUCGAGUGAAAAUUACCUGAAGAACAUCUUACAGGUCAAUGAGUGGAAGUUAAUAAUCAUUCAAUUCUGUACCCAUCUUGUUGCUGCUGGAGUCCUGCGCCAACUCUCUGACAAGGAUGCUCCUUUGGAAUCUUUUUUCAGGCCCGAUCUUAUGUACUAUUGGGCACAUACAGAAGCUGUCAGUGUGGCACCACCCACACCAGGACGACUAUCAACAAUAUCCUGGCCACCUACAUCAGAAGAAGUAGUUAAUGGUAAAUCUCCUUUAGAUGAUAGUGUGAGGAGUGACCCAGAAGUUGACCUGAUAACAUUAAAUCGAAAGUUGAAAGACCAAAGUGAAAUAAUAAACAACCUUCAAAUCACUAUAGACAAACUUAAUCAGGAAAUUGACAAAACGAAGACGCUAGCAGAUAUUGAAAAAUUGAACCAACAGAUGAAAGAAGAUUUUCCAACAAAACUGAACACUGAUGAUAUAAAAACAGCUAGAAGUGCUAUUGUCGUAGAGAUGGUUGAAAAAUCUGUUCAAUGCACUGUAGAGAAUCAGUCUAGAAAGACAUCCACAACUGAUCCAGAUUUAGUAACAAAAUCGACACAGACGGUGAUUUCCGAGUGUAGUCCGACAGCUACAAAACAGAGUGUUUUUGUCAAUGAAAAGCCAAUCACACAAAACACAACAAUUAUAAAAGUGACUAGCCGUAGUGAAGUAAAAAGUAGUGUACUUGAAAUUGUUCCAAUUUUAACAAGUACAAUCGAUAAUGGAGGUAAAACAAUAUCCAAAUUGAAUGAUACAUCGAAGGAGGAAGAAGCAUCGAGUAAAAAAACUGCACCAGUUACUCGAACAAAAGGCGAAACACCAAAGCUUACAGAAAGUGGUGCACAUCCCCCACCACCACCUCCACCUCCACCACCACCACCUCCAGCUGGAGCUGAAAUAUCACUUUCAGCUACAAUUACCUCACCACUACCUCAACAAAAACACCCAGUACCUGUAACAAGUCCAAUACAAUCCCCACCUGAAAAGGGUACUUCUUCACCUACCCAAUCAUCUAAAAAGGAUGCUGUUUCACCUUGUAUGGGGCCUCCACCACCUCCUCCCCUACCUGCAAUAGACACUCCUUUGCACCCUCCUCCACCUGGAAUAGGCCCACCCCCACCUCCAUCACCUCCAGUUAUGGGACCACCUCCACCUCCACCACCACCAGGUAUGGGCCCUCCUCCACCUCCACCACCACCAG
Molecule: messenger RNA, 1450 nt
Organism: Cimex lectularius (bed bug)
Lineage: Eukaryota; Metazoa; Arthropoda; Insecta; Hemiptera; Cimicidae
Product: formin-2-like
Exons: 6
Source: RefSeq, a predicted model, not a curated record